AUGCAUUCUUUUUCUUUUCUUCUUCCAGGAACAAUAGCGCCAUUGAAUCGUUUAAGAACAAUAUUUGCAUUUGUCGCUGCUGUUGCCUUGUUCGUUUUUGGUGUGCUUGCUGCUGUUGAAGCUAAUCGUCUAUGGAGUGAAUAUCCCACUUAUCAUGAUCAUAGAAACGCCGUUAUUGCUGCUGUUAUUGCAUUUGUUGGAAUGAUUAUUUAUAUAUUAGAAGCAGUUGCAAGAAAUCGUAAAAGUCGAAUUGUUUAA
Didymodactylos carnosus is the source of this 258-nucleotide messenger RNA. The record is from the annotation of a GenBank genome assembly. Lineage: Eukaryota; Metazoa; Rotifera; Eurotatoria; Philodinida; Philodinidae.